Naegleria lovaniensis is the source of this 291-nucleotide messenger RNA. RefSeq lists its product as uncharacterized. Bases 1 to 291 code for a protein of 96 amino acids. Lineage: Eukaryota; Heterolobosea; Eutetramitea; Acrasida; Naegleriidae. The record is from RefSeq and is a predicted model, not a curated record. The transcript has a single exon.
AUGUCUUCAACCAACGAAAAUGAUGACUCGAAAGCCUCAUCCAGCCAUUUUAAAAAGAAGGAUGUUGUUCCUCCAAUGAUUUCAAAGAUUGAUCUUCAAAAUAAGGAAUUAAUUCGAGCCAUGGAAAAUCUUCCCUCUACUCAUCAGUUUCUUUCUAAUCUUUCAUCGUCUUCUUCGGAUCCUUCAUCAUCACUCAUCAAAAUGAUUCCUGAUUUAAUUCAAAUCACCGUAUUGUUCAUGAAUUAUUACCAAAACCAAACAAAGGGCUUUGGGAGCCACAGUUUAAUUUAG